Pelagomonas calceolata is the source of this 774-nucleotide messenger RNA. Lineage: Eukaryota; Pelagophyceae; Pelagomonadales; Pelagomonadaceae. The record is from the annotation of a GenBank genome assembly.
AUGGAGACCGAGUGGCUACUCAAGAAGCAUUCGCCCAAGAAGCGAGGCGUCCUCAAAUUCAUCGUCGCCUUGUGCGGCGCGGCCGCACUCGCGGCCGUCGCAGUCCCGCGCGCGAGCCACGGCGGCGGCCUCCGCGCGUCGCCCACGGCCCUCAAAGCUUCUGCCCUGAAGAGCGGCCUGGUCCAGGACGUCGACAAGUCAAGAUGGUUGCCGGAAUGUCUCGCGUGGUGGCAGAUGUGGCAAGGUUUUCCGACCUCCGCGAACCCUGAUCGGGAAAUCCAAGAAUUUGUUCUAGUCUCCUCCUAUGACCUCAUUAGCAUGCCUGCCGGCAUCUGCACGAUCACACUCUAUUGUGCAAUAGAGAACUGUGGGGCUGAUAUCAAGCCUGUGCCCGGUACGCCGACGACAUUAAUGGGCGACUUCGACGUAAAUAAUGGCGACUUGGCACAGAUCGAACUGGCCUACGGCGUCAAGUUCAACCUGCCCGACCAGAUCGCCUUUCCGAGGUCAGUGAAGGACGUCGUCGACGUCGUGGUCUACGCCCGGAAGGCCUCGAUACCCAUCUCGGUGAAGACGUCUAGAAUCGCGGAGGCCGGAGGGUUUCCCGCCUACGAGCGAUUACAACGCGGGAAGCUCAUCGCGACCGCCACGAAGAUGCUCGGCCACCGCUUACCCCCCUCGAUCAUCCCAACGGUCGCGAAGUUCUGGGGACAUCCGGGAGAAUACGCGUCUCGCGGACAUGACCCCUGGAAUCCGGGCCCGGUGUUCUACUAA